Sapajus apella (tufted capuchin) is the source of this 3591-nucleotide messenger RNA. It is a transcript of the gene HOXD3, whose product is annotated as homeobox D3. The record is from RefSeq and is a predicted model, not a curated record. Gene Ontology annotation, molecular function: DNA-binding transcription factor activity, RNA polymerase II-specific; RNA polymerase II cis-regulatory region sequence-specific DNA binding. NCBI's taxonomy places the organism in Eukaryota, Metazoa, Chordata, Mammalia, Primates, Cebidae. Gene Ontology annotation, cellular component: nucleus. The transcript has 2 exons. Gene Ontology annotation, biological process: regulation of transcription by RNA polymerase II. The coding region runs from base 85 to 1383 and encodes 432 amino acids.
GUCACCUGGAGCCUGGGGGCUUGUCCAGCUUUCUCAGGAUUCAGCAGACAUUGGAAGUGGCAGUUAAGGAUACAGUGGUAGUCAAUGUUAUUUGAGCAGGGUCAGCAGGCCCUGGAGCUUCCUGAGUGCACAAUGCAGAAGGCGGCUUACUAUGAAAACCCAGGACUGUUCGGAGGCUAUGGCUACAGCAAAACCACUGAAACUUACGGCUACGCCACCCCCCACCAGCCCUACCCACCCUCUGCUGCUGCCAACUCCCUGGACACUGACUAUCCGGGUUCUGCCUGCUCCAUCCAGAGCUCUGCCCCUCUGAGAGCCCCAGCACACAAAGGAGCUGAACUCAAUGGGAGCUGCAUGCGGCCUGGCACUGGGAACAGCCAGGGUGCAGGUGGUGGCAGCCAGCCUCCUGGUCUGAACUCGGAGCAGCAGCCACCACAACCCCCUCCUCCACCACCGACCCUGCCCCCAUCUUCACCCACCAAUCCUGGAGGUGGAGUGCCUGCCAAGAAGCCCAAAGGUGGGCCCAAUGCUUCUAGCUCCUCAGCCACCAUCAGCAAGCAGAUCUUCCCCUGGAUGAAAGAGUCUCGACAGAACUCCAAGCAGAAGAACAGCUGUGCCACUGCAGGAGAGAGCUGCGAGGACAAGAGCCCGCCAGGCCCAGCAUCGAAGCGGGUACGCACGGCGUACACGAGCGCGCAGCUGGUGGAGUUGGAAAAGGAAUUCCACUUCAACCGCUACUUGUGCCGGCCGCGCCGCGUGGAGAUGGCCAACCUGCUGAAUCUCACGGAACGCCAGAUCAAGAUCUGGUUCCAGAACCGGCGUAUGAAGUACAAGAAGGACCAGAAGGCCAAGGGCAUCCUGCACUCGCCGGCCGGCCAGUCCCCUGAGCGCAGCCCACCGCUCGGCGGCGCCGCUGGCCACGUGGCCUACUCUGGCCAGCUGCCCCCAGUGCCCGGCCUGGCCUACGACGCGCCCUCGCCGCCGGCAUUCGCCAAAUCACAGCCCAAUAUGUACGGCCUGGCCGCCUACACGGCGCCGCUCAGCAGCUGCCUGCCACAACAGAAGCGCUACGCGGCGCCCGAGUUCGAGCCCCACCCCAUGGCGAGUAACGGCGGCGGCUUCGCCAGCGCCAACCUGCAGGGCAGCCCGGUGUACGUGGGCGGCAACUUCGUCGAGUCCAUGGCUCCCGCGUCCGGGCCUGUCUUCAACCUGGGCCACCUCUCGCACCCGUCGUCGGCCAGCGUGGACUACAGUUGCGCCGCGCAGAUUCCAGGCAACCACCACCAUGGACCCUGCGACCCUCAUCCCACCUACACAGAUCUCUCGGCCCACCACUCGUCUCAGGGACGACUGCCGGAGGCUCCCAAACUGACGCAUCUGUAGCGGCCGCCGCUAGCCCGAACUCGCGGCGCAAUUACCUCUCUUGCUGUAGUGGUGGGGUGGCGGGCGGGGCCCGCGGGGCAGUUCGGGAACCCCCUCCCCGGCUCUUGCCCCGCCGCCGCCUCCCGGGUCUCAGGCCUCCAGCAGUGGAGGCGCAGGCGACCGGGCCUUCCCCUCCAUGGGUGUCCUCCUUUGGGUGACUCGCCAUAAAUCAGCCGCAAGGAUCCUUCCCUGUAAACCUGACAGUGCCACAUACUGCGGACCAAGGGACUUUAAUCUGGUAAUGGUGUCCCAAAGGUAAGUCUGAGACCCAUCGGCGGCGCGCCCUGCAGAGGGACCAGAGCCCGGAGAGUCUUGGGCCUGGCCCGCGUCUAGCUUAGUUUCGGAGACCUUAAUUUAUAUUCUCCUUCCUGUCCCGUAAGGAUUGCAUCGGACUAAACUAUCUGUAUUUAUUAUUUGAAGCGAGUCAUUUCGUUUCCCUGAUUAUUUAUCCUUGUCUGAAUGUAUUUAUGUGUAUAUUUGUAGAUUUCUCCGGCCGAGCUUAGGAAUUCGCUUCCAGGCCGUGGGGGCCACAUUUCACCUCCUUAGUCCCCUUGGUUUGAACUAGUUGAAAGAGUAGUUUUGAACAGUCGUAAGGGUGGCUGGUGUUUGUAGUUGAUGUAAAGGAUUUAAGACCGCAAAUUGUCCUUCAUGGGUAGAGUCAGAAAGCCCGGUGGUGUGGCACAACACACGUUAGUCAUUUCUCAAAAGCCACAGCCCUCGCCACAGUUUAUUGAUUUCAAAUUGUCUGGUACUAUUGGAACAAAUAUUUAGAAUAAAAAAAUUUCUCAGUUGGAAGUGUAUCUGUGUUAAUCAUGCACACUUGCAAGCAGAUCACUAUGCCUUUAUCUCGCACAAUCCCCAUGGAAGGCCCCAAAAUAGACUGACACUUGAAAACAUUAUUUUAUUUAUUUGGAGUCUAGUGCAAAAAUUGGUUCUGGGGAUACUUGAUUACUUUCCAGCUAUUGAAAUUAGGGGAGGGGGAAAUGAGGAUGCAAACCUAGAAAGGUUCUAGGCAGGAUGAUUUGGAUAGGGCUUUUUGAAAGUAGCUCCUGCUUUGCUCUUUUUACUGCCCUCUUUCUGGACACAAUCGACUUUUACAUUAGGGAGGCCAGAGCUCACUUUUCUGCAUUAAGUAGCAAAAAAUAAACUUUGAAAGAAAACUGACAAUCAAAGAAAAAACACAAGAGAAGUUGUAAAAAGAAUUGAGCUAUGAAAAAGCUAAGGUGUAGAAAAAGAAACCAUCAUUUGGAGAUGCACACCUAAGCCUUUUCUCUAGGAAAUGCUGUCAUGAAUUCUUCCUUUGUAGUGGUCAUUAGUUCAUUUCUAAAGAAAUCAAACAUUCUCCAUGAUGUAAAGAAAUAACAGUUUCAUAAAUGAAACAUAACAAGUAUAAACACCUUGUUUGCUCCUGUUUCUUUGUACAAAAUGGGCAAAAAUGUCUUCAAGGAUUUAUAACCAUUUUGUAAAUACUAAUGUGGCUUCUGCUAGGCGUAGACAACUUCCCUGCUUCUAUGAGAGGGGCCACUUAGAAAACGCCUUCAGAUAAGGUUCAAUUCUUUUGUAUUUCAGCAAAGUCAGCCCACACAUCUCUAUUUGGUUUGACAAAUAAUGCAACUCCCACUACAUCCCUGAUGACAUGAGGUGAAAUUCCUAUUGCGUGGAAAUAAUUUAACUUCUCAUCUUCUGGUGGAACAACAAUCAUUUCUAUUUGGAUGUUUGUAUUUCGCUAAGUAAUGAUGGCUCAAAAUAAUAUUUAGUUUCCUUGUUCCUUUGUGCUGUUUUUAAAAUGGCAUGUUAGAUUGGGGGUGGGAGAGGAUAUCCUUUUGCUAAAUUUCACUUUAUCUGAGCAGGUUUAAAAUAUAUAUGUUGUAGAAGUGUAUCAACAGAAUAAAUGACUUCAAUCGAAGGCAUAUUUUACCCACUUUCAAGGCUUAACAUUGUUUUCUAUGAAAUUUGCAUCCACAGGCAGAAUUUCUAAUUGUCUGGCAAGAAAUUAUUUUUUAAGCUAUUAGAGAAAUCAAAGAAGAGUUCACUGCCUUUCAGGGAUUACAACCACCUUUCUUAACUGGCUAAAUAUUAAAUAGCUGAAUUGUCAGGCUGCUUAGAUUCAGCCCAGUUUUCCCUCAUCUCCUCUUCCUACCAUAAAUAAUAAUAAAAAUACAUAAUGUA